CGAGGAGUGGGCCUUGUGAGCGCGUCAAGCUGUGCGACCGACCAGAUAAACGACUUAAGUCGCUAACAAAACCCUCCCUUUCUGGCUUAUCCGUCCUGUUUGAUAAAGUCGGCAGCAGACAGGGUCAUAUAAGAAUGAUUGGAGUGUUGUCCGUGCUGGUGGCGACUCUUGUCGCCGUCGAUGUAGUUGGAGCAGACGACACACAGAGGAUACGUUACGAUGGGUACACCGUCCACCAGGCUGUUUCGUCAUCCCAUGAUCAGCUGCAGCAGUUUAUGUCCGAGACCAGCCAUCUACCUCUGAACUUUUGGCACAUUCCACACGCCGUCAACGACACCAUAGACAUCAUGGUCGGCCCCGAUGUGUUGCACGAUCUCAAUGCGGUGUUUGACAAACUCAAGAUGGAGUCAAAGCAGGUGGUCGAUAAUGUGGAAAGCGUGUUUGAGAAGGAACGUCGCUCCAUGCACCACAUCAGGCGCCGCGCCACCCCCUCCAUCCAAUCCUACACCCUCAACUACCACUCCUACGCAGAGGUUAUUGACUACCUCCAAGCCGUGUCCAACAGCACAAACAAGUCUCCCAACGUCCACGCCGACUACUUCUCCAUCGGGAAGACCACACAGGGCAAUGACCAGGCCAUGAUCAAGAUCUAUCGCUACGACGGCAGAACCAAGCCCGCCAUUUUGAUUGAUGGCGGAAUACAUGCCAGGGAGUGGAUCGCCCCUGCCGUCGUCAUCAACUUCAUCUAUCAGUUGGCUUUCGGCAGGGAUCGUGAAAUCCAGGCCAUGUUGGACGACUUUGACUGGUACCUCAUGCCCUUGGUGAACCCGGAUGGAUACGAAUACAGUCGGCUUAGGGACAGGUCGUGGAGGAAGACGAUGAACGUCAACCCUGGCAGCUCCUGUAAGGGCACCGACGCCAACAGGAACUUCGACUUCCACUGGAACCCAUAUUCUGGCGGCAGCACUAACCCCUGUGAAGAAGUGUUCUCGGGCAGCUCCGCCUUCUCCAUCCCGGAGUCCAGGAACCUGGGUGGCUUCAUGAGACAUCACGGGCCCUCGAUCAAGGCCUACCUCACCUUCCACUCUUACGGACAGUACUUCCUCUACCCAUACGGCUACAGCAGCUACUCCGUGGCAUCCGACCACGAUGAACUGGCGUCUUUGGCUCGAACUGCAGUGAACGCCAUGUCGAGCGACUACGUCAUCGGAUCAUCAGGGAAGGAUCUGUAUCCCGCCGCGGGAGGGUCUGAUGACUAUGCCAAGGGAGCUUGUAGAAUCAAAUACUCCUACACAGUGGAGCUCCCCCCGAGGGACGCGUUCGGAGGGUACACGGGUUUCAUCCUUAACCCCUCUCAGAUACCUGUCGUGGCUGCAGAUACUCUCAAGGGACUUAAAGCUUUUGCCAUUGAGCUGGCUCGGAGACAACAACGACAACGUCUGUAGAACUGUCAGGGGAUUAAAUAUGGGUGUAUAUAUAUA
Molecule: messenger RNA, 1481 nt
Organism: Haliotis rubra (blacklip abalone)
Lineage: Eukaryota; Metazoa; Mollusca; Gastropoda; Lepetellida; Haliotidae
Product: carboxypeptidase B-like
Exons: 12
Coding region: 135-1445 (436 amino acids)
Biological process (GO): proteolysis
Molecular function (GO): zinc ion binding; metallocarboxypeptidase activity
Source: RefSeq, a predicted model, not a curated record